AUGUCAAAGUUCACCGAAACGAACGAAAUUCCUGAAGAUAAUGAAAGCGAUGAAAUAGGUUCAGCGGAUGAGCAGCUUGAAACGAAUGGUGCAACACUGAUCGAGCAGAUCAAUAGACAGAAGAAAGAAAUUGAGGACGAGAUAAGGAAGGAACACCCAUUGAUUGCUCAGAAGGAAUCACUAAGCGUUUUGCUAAAUGAAUAUGAUCGAGACAAAAGUGCUGAAUAUUAUCAGAAAUCAGAGGAAUUGGCGAAAGUAUAUGGUUCUCUACGUCGUAUUCGUGGGGAUGGUUGUUGUUUCUAUCGGGCUCUUCUUUAUGCUCAGCUAGAAUGUAUACUAAGUGAUCAGGAGGAAUUAACUAGGUUUACAAAAGUAUGUAAAGGGUGGCGGCUGCGUUUAAUAAAACUUGGAUUUCCAGAAUUCACUACGAAUGACUUUUGUGACUGGUUCGAUGAGUUGUUGGAUGAUAUUACAGCGGGAAAAUAUGAUGAAAAUUCGCUUGUGGAGGCUCUGAAUGAAGAAGGCCGUUCAAAUUACUACGUAACUUUCUUGAGGUUAAUCACAUCUGGUUACCUGCGAGAAAAUGCUGCUGAUUACGAAGGUUUUAUUGAUGGUGGCCGUACCAUGGAACAAUUUUGUCAGUCGGAAAUAGAACCGAUGUUCAAAGAUUGUGAUCAUUUAGCAAUUAUUGCUUUAACCAAAGCUAUAGGAGUAUCAAUUCGUAUAGAAUAUAUGGAUCGAACGGCAGCAGUACAUCACGGCUGGUUUUAUGAUUUUAUUGUCGAUAAGAAGCUACCAAGGCAUUUUUUUCUCUAUCGCCCGGGUCAUUAUGAUAUUAUUUACAAGGCUUAA
Molecule: messenger RNA, 852 nt
Organism: Cercopithifilaria johnstoni
Lineage: Eukaryota; Metazoa; Nematoda; Chromadorea; Rhabditida; Onchocercidae
Source: the annotation of a GenBank genome assembly